This is a messenger RNA of Alligator sinensis (Chinese alligator), 2216 nucleotides long. It is a transcript of the gene PP2D1, whose product is annotated as protein phosphatase 2C like domain containing 1. The transcript has 2 exons. The coding region runs from base 198 to 2195 and encodes 665 amino acids. Lineage: Eukaryota; Metazoa; Chordata; Crocodylia; Alligatoridae. The record is from RefSeq and is a predicted model, not a curated record. Gene Ontology annotation, molecular function: protein serine/threonine phosphatase activity. Gene Ontology annotation, biological process: protein dephosphorylation.
AAAAAGUUCUGUAUUUAGGGUUUAACAGUGUACAGUAAUAAGGCAUGGGGCCAUAUAUCAAAUAAUGAGGCAACAACAAGACAUUGAAAAAAAAACCCACUCAGCUCAGAGAGAAUAUAGUUGAAGACUCUAUUACUUGGUUUUAGUCAGUUUUAAAAGUUUAUAUUAUCUUAGUAACCGUCGAUUUAUUUUAUAGAAUGACAGGGGAAACAAAGUUGCAAAGAAAAUCAAAGACCUCCAACUUUCAAUUUUAUGAAGAGGAGGAAGAUCAUGUCAAGGUCACUACCGUGCCUGGGAAAGUAGAUUCUGAAGAUAUUCCAGUUCUGUGUUCAACAUGUCAACAAACAAUAUACCCAAGUCAUCUUCAUCAUCAUAAAAAAGAGCACAAAGCCCUCAUGGUUCUGGGUUUUAGUCACCCAUGGUCAGAGAUAGACACAAAAACACUUUUAACUAGGAGAUGGAAACUAAUCAGAAGACUGCUCAAGUCUUCUCAGUACAGUGAAAGAGAGAAGCAGAAGAUUGAUUAUUCAUUUGAGCUACUUAAAGAUAGGUCAAAGUGUUCAUCAUAUUAUGAUACUGAUAAUAUUGUCAACAGUUGUAGGUAUCCUACAGUCAGAAAUUCUCUAAUAAAAGCUUUAGCAGUCUGUCAAGAUAAAAAUGCUGUGUGGAGGCCAGAUAUGGAAGACACAUUUGUUGUGGUAGAUAACUAUGGAAAGAAAUCAGAUAGAUGUUUUUUGGGUGUGCUUGAUGGAUGGCAUGGCACGUCUGCUGCUGAAACGGUUUCAACUGAACUUCCACUUUUAUUUCUUGACCAACUUUCUCAAGCCGAUUCCUCCUAUGAAGUGCAUGAAGAUGAGCAAACCAUUCUAAACUCUUUUUCCACAGUAAUCAAGGAGAAUUAUAGGGAACAGGAGAAAAUUUUCUUUGGUGAAACACAGAUUGGUAACACUGCCAGCACAAACACCUACGAAUGGAUUCACAAAGCAUAUGUCAAGGCAUUCUGGAGAAUGGACAGACUUUUACAGCUGGGAAGGAAUGAAGUUUCCAAAGUUCGCUGGAGUGGCUGUACAGCUGUCACCUGUUUAUUGGAAAGAGUCAACAAUGGAAAGCCAGGCUGCAUCAAGAAACAAGACAAGGCAAAGUUGCCCCAAAACAGCAACAGCAACUAUUCAAUGGAUUCAUCCAGAAGUGAUGGUGGCAUAUUACAUGUGGCUAAUACUGGUAAUGUACAUGCAGUCUUAUGCAAACAUGGAAAAGGCUACUGCCUUACCAAAGAGCACAGCACUUCAAAUUUAACUGAGAGAACACGUAUCCUUCAAAAUGGUGGGAACAUCAGUACAAAUGAACCCAAAGGACUAGUAGAAGGACUCAUCAGAGCUACUCGUGGCCUUGGACAUCAUGGAGACCCAAAGUUGAAAAAAUCCAUUAUUCCUGUACCUCAUACGACCUCUAUUCCUGUAGAUGAUUCAUGUCAAUUCCUCAUUUUAGCUUCUAAUGGGCUUUGGGAAGUUUUGGAUAAAAGUGAAGUGGUUAAAUUAACAUUAACAAUGUUCACCUAUUAUUUGGAAAUGUACAAACAUGCUGAGCUAGAGUUUUCUGUGUGUAAACAGCAGGACUCAAUGGUUCCCACUGUGGAUGACGUGAAUGAUUCAAAAGGCAUUAAUGACCUAAUGGAAGAAGUCAACUUACUAUAUUUUAAUAUAAAUGUUUUUCUGAAUCAAUCUGAAGACAGUUCAAAACAAAAUGAUGCAAGUUCGCACUUGUCUAACAACAGUAGACAUUUGCAAAACGAAGACAAACUGCAGCCAGGUUUCAGAGAGAGUUUGGAAAAAGAGCAUGAACUAGAUGACCAUAGAAAACAACGUGAUACAGAAGUGUGUCUCUCUGAUAAUCACAGACCAUGUUCACAAAACACAGAAAUAAUCCAGUUAGGCUCCAUCACUCAAGAACAUUUUGAAGUAGUGGAAAAGCUGGAAGAUGUUACAGAAGUAGGUGCGUCUAACAAUCGUGAAUCACACUCACAAACGGCAGGACGAAGAAGAAAUAACUCUGAGACCUUCUAUGAGAAUGCAGCAAAUUAUAUUAGCAAACAACUGGUAAAGACUGCGCUAGCAGCAGGUUCUAGAGAAAACAUUACUAUUUUAGUUGUACUUCUGAAUGGAUGUGACAAGAUACCCAAUUAUAUUAGCAUAUAACAUAUACCACAUGCUUAGUAG